Messenger RNA from Colossoma macropomum (tambaqui), 3718 nucleotides. Its product is annotated as polynucleotide kinase 3'-phosphatase. Lineage: Eukaryota; Metazoa; Chordata; Actinopteri; Characiformes; Serrasalmidae. The record is from RefSeq and is a predicted model, not a curated record. Gene Ontology annotation, biological process: DNA repair. Gene Ontology annotation, molecular function: ATP-dependent polydeoxyribonucleotide 5'-hydroxyl-kinase activity; double-stranded DNA binding; polynucleotide 3'-phosphatase activity. The transcript has 17 exons. Gene Ontology annotation, cellular component: nucleus. Bases 683 to 2467 code for a protein of 594 amino acids.
UCCACUUGGGAGAGUCUACUUCGCGGGGUUGCUCUGUCAUUAGCAGCAAUCUUUAACGGCCAUGUAAUACAUUUAAAAGAGCAACUUCAACGUGAACGUUAAAAUAUGUAUACCGGGAGAAAACAGGCCUGUAUUCUGAGCUGGUGUGUGCGGUAACUGAGGGUCCGAAAUGAUUCCUAAGCGCCCCCACAUCUUCUUGUUUCUUCCUUUGUCACACCUCCUUGAGUCGAAGUGCCUAGGGGAAGUGAGUGAAGACGGAACUGCGACCGAGUGAACGCUUGAAUGUGAAAGAGUUCAGGCGGUACAGGGACAUUUUGAGAUUUUUGCAAUCUUACAAGCACUGGGAAAUAAUGUCGUAGUGUCCGUAGGUGCUGUAGUGUAAUGGCCGAGUUAGUAAAUUAGCCGAACGUGAUAACACGGAUUAUAGUUAGUGAUUGUGCAUUCGCUGACUACUUUUGGCAUUACUGAGAAUUAGUUAACCUAACUAGCUAGUUAACUUAGCUGUAGCGGCCGUUUAUGAACGUUGUAAAUACCGCCUAGACUGAUAUAUAAUAGGUAUAAACUGUAGGUUAGUGUGAAUAAAUAAACUGAACUAUUUUAAUUAAGCCUAGUUGUGAGGUGCCUCCAUAGUUAAACCCGUAAACUCACUCAGUUAGGUUACAACAACUCCGCUUACAGCAGCAUGCAGUGUGCGCUUGUAAGCUCGUCAGGAGCCCGUGUGGAGCUGUCCGAUGGCCGAGCCCUGAUUUUCGGUCGAGGUCCUGAGUCCGGAGUCGCAGAUAAAAAAUGUUCGAGACAUCAAGUCAAGCUUGUGGCUGACUAUGCCAACCGAGAGAUUCUUGUGACACAGCUUGGGCCAAACCCAUCUUCCAUAAAUGGCCAGGCACUGGGCCGGGGUCAGUCUGGAAGUCUUACUGUGAAUGGCACGCUUCACCUGGUCAACCAGAGUUACCCGUUUACUGUGCAGUUUUCUGGCACAGCAAAAGGAGCCUCUUCAGAUUCUCCUUGUCAAGGGAAGGAGAAAGGAAGAAGCGAUGAAGGGGGACACAAGCAGAAAGCCUCGAGUAAAACGGUUGAAAAGGCAGCGGCCAAGAGGAGCAUCCAGGAUUUCUUUGCUUCCUCACCUAAAAAGUCAACAAAAAGACCACUUUGCUCCGAAGAUGACACGUCCAACACCAAACGAGGGCGCACUGAGAAAUCUGAUGAGGAGGAAGAUGACCUGGUAGAAGAGAAGCUCAGGCAGCUGCAGGAACUCUCAGAGAAAGUGACAACUCAGCAGGGCCUGUCGAAACCAACAACCACUGCAUCCUCUGCCUGCUCUCAUAGUCACUGGCAGCAAGUAGGCAACCUCAUGCUCUACACUGCUGCAGGGGUCACUGGGAGCUCCAAGAUAGCAGGCUUUGACAUUGAUGGCUGCAUUAUUACUACAAAAUCGGGGAAGGUGUUUCCUACAAGUCCAGAUGACUGGAGGAUACUUUUCCCAGAGAUACAGCCCAAACUGGCCAGUUUGUUAAAGAAAGGAUUCAAGGUGGUGUUUUUUACCAAUCAGUUGGGUAUUGCUCGAGGCAAGCUCAGGCCUGAGGUGUUCAAGUCAAAAGUUGAAGAUAUUCUUCAGACUCUAAAACUGCCUGUGCAGGUGUUUGUUGCAGCAGGCCCAGGUAUUUACAGAAAACCUGUAAUGGGAAUGUGGGAACACUUAUCUGAGAAGGAAAAUGGUGGAGUGACUGUAGAUAAAUCACAGAGUUUCUAUGUUGGAGAUGCUGCAGGUCGUCCUGUGAAUUGGGCUCCAGGGAAAAAGAAGAAGGACUUUUCUUGUAGUGACAGACUGUUUGCUCUAAACAUUGGUCUGCAGUUUUACACUCCUGAAGAGUUCUUCCUGGGCUGGAAGGCUGCUCCUUACAACAUGCCAUCUUUUGAUCCGAGGGCGUUAGACUCAAAGGCACGUUUGUAUGAUCCUCCUGAUGCCUCGCUCACUUCUACCAGUCAGGAAGUCAUUGUUGCUGUUGGAUUCCCUGGUGCGGGCAAAUCUACCUUUUUCCACACACACGUCAUUCCAAAGGGCUAUGUAUAUGUGAACAGGGACACUCUGGGCUCAUGGCAGAACUGUGUGUCAGCGUGUGAGCGUGCUUUGAAGGAAGGCCGGAGUGUAGCUGUGGACAACACUAACCCUGACCUAGAGUCCCGAAAACGAUACGUGGAGGUCAGUCGGAAGGCUGGUGUUCCCUGCCGAUGCUUCAACUUCACUGCCUCCUUGGAACAAUCCAAGCAUAACAACAGGUUCCGUGAGAUGGUUCCCUCUGCUACGAAGCACGCUCCUGUCAAUGACAUGGUCUUCCACAGCUACAAGAAUAAGUUUGUUACCCCUACGCUAUCAGAAGGAUUCUCUGAAAUCCUGCAGAUCCACUUUGUACCCAGUUUCUCUGACAGUCGAUCUGAGGCUCUUUUCAGGCAGUUUUCAGAGGGGUGACAAGUGAGUUUGAUCACAAUAUGGACAAGAACAGCGAAGGACGAAACCGUCACUCACUAGGGAGUAUUUCACAAAGCAGGAUUUCUGUUUGCCAGACAACUUCCGAUCAAAGUUGAGGAUCCGUCAGGUUUUUUCCUAUUGAACAGGUUUGACAGUAGGCUUAAGUUAUCUGGCGAGACUGAGAAAUCAUUCUUUAAAAUACCCCUAAUUCAGUGGUCACUGACCCUCCUCCUGGAGAUCUACUUUUCUGCACGUUUCACCUCCAACCCAAAACUAAAACGUCAUUCAGGUCAUCAAAGACUUCUAAAAAUAAUAAUAAGUCAGGUGAGAUUACUAUGGUUGGAGCCUAAAGUCUGCUGGAAGGUAGGUAGAUCUUUAGGAGCAGGGUUGGUGACAAUUGCCCCUGUAAAUCAUGAUACUUAAGCUUAGACAACAUGCUUGACUGGCAGAAAUAACAAAAGCCGUUAAUUGAAAAACAUAAUAACUAAAUAAUCAAUGGAAGAGGUUUGUCAUGUGCAACUAUGUUUUUUUGCUUAACUAUGUUUCAUUGUGUUUCACCAAAGAAUUUGUCAUGCAGUCACACUUGCUGGAAUAAACACCUGCUGAUUUUACUGCUUAUUGUAGUAGAUUUAGAAAAUUACUGAGUGAUAUGUUUACUUGGGUACAAAAACAUAUAAUACAGCAAACUGUACCAAAUGAUCAGAAAGUUUUAAUUCUUUUAUUUGUUUGAACAGAUUAAUUAAAAAAACCAGCAUUUUGACAUAAAUCAGGAUUUCAUGUUUUUUUUCUGCAUUAUCUUUCGGGCAUGUAUAUUUUCCUCAGUUUAAUUAAAAUAUACUGUUAACACUAGACAAUUUUUGAGACAAAUAUGUUGACAAAAUCUAAAAAAAACAGGCUUCUCACAGAAAUGAUCUCUCUCAAAACUUGACAUUCUAUUGGUUGCCCAUUGCAGUUUCUUCAAUAGAAAAGUAAGAUUCACAGUCUUCAAAUAAUGUUGCAAAUAUUGGUAAUAUAAAAUAAAAGUAGGGUUAAUUAUUAUUAUGCACAGGUGCAUUUGUUAACCCCAUUUUUUGUGUUAAGAAUUUAGGUACAUGUAUAAAGCAGCUAUUCCAUUCACUAGUGCUGUGUAAUAUGGUGUACAGUACUGUGCACAAGUCUUAUAAGAAAAUAUGUAAAUCUAUUUGUCGAGGCAAUAUGCAUUGUUUGUAAAAAAAAAAACAAAAAAAACACAAACAUUAUAUUAAAUAUAAA